AUGACCCUGCAGCUUGCCAUUCUGAACGUCGUGCUCUCGGUCAUCGUCGCCGACUCCCAGAGCGCCCUCGAGGACGACAAGGAACACAGGGCGAAGCAGGUUGAGGAUAAGAAGAGGUCGUCCCUGAAGAGCCUGAAGGCGCUGCUCAAAAAGAUGGACAAGAACCAUGACAAACAGAUAGCGUGGAACGAGUUCGUUGAGGCUUGGCGGACCCAGCCUCAUUUCAGGAGUCUGAUGACAAUCUUGGACGUCGGCGAGGAGCGGCUCAAGGAAGUCUUCGAUAUGAUGGACCUGGACCGCAGCGAGACCAUAAACAGGGAGGAGUUUCUCCGCUUCAUUCAGGAGACGCAUUUCUGCGACAUGCGGAUGCAGAUCACCACCAUGAAGAUGGACCUCGACCACAAGUGGAAUUUGCUGCUUGAUCUACACGACUCCGUCGCCGUGCUCGCCGCGGAGCAACGCCACACCAGAGCAAGCAUUUGCUCGUCCCAGGGGAUGGCCGAGGAGCUUCCCGUGGUGAAGGCCGAGCCGCUUGCUGGGGUUUGCUCUGGGGCCGAGCUGCGCUCCGUCCUCAGCACGGCGCUCGGCGCUGCCUUUGGUGGGCUGGAGGCGAGGCUGGCCGACCGGCUGGAGCAGCUCGAGGCAGCGCUGGCGCCGCCCGCUGCGGCCCCGCAGGCCGAUCCCUCGGAGGGCGGCAGUGGCGGCUGCGCAGCGCUCGGCGCUGCCUUGGCUGGGCUGGAGGCGAGGCUGGCCGACCGGCUGGAGCAGCUGGAGGCGGCGCUCGCGCGGCCCGCCGCGCCCCCGCUGGCUGAUGCCCUGGAGGGCGGCGCCGCGGGCGGCGGGCUCGUCGCGGAGGCGCCCGAGAAGCCGCGCGGCGGGCCACUCGAUGCGGGCCCGCCGGCGGCCGUGCAGGUCUGCCCGCUGCAGCUGCCGGCGCUCCCAGCAGCGGGGGCGGGCCAGGGCGACCAAGGGGUCUGUGGGUCUGCGCUGGCGCCUGCUGCCCGCGCCGCGGACCGUCCCGCCGCCCGCGGUGCAGCCGUGGGAGCGGGGCCGGUCCCGGCCGCAGAGGCCCAGCUGCCCGAGGCCUCCCCCCCGCCGCGGCGCGCGCCGCCGGGAGCCGCCGCCGAGGCCGCCCGGCCGAGGUCGGCGUCGCCGCGGCCGGGGCAGGCGUGGGCCGGCGCCGCGGGGAUAGGUGCCCCGCACGAGACGGGCGGCCAGGACACCCCCAACGCUUGGCACCCGCAAGCGCGGUCGCCCAGCAGCCCCGCGGCGUUUGAUGCCAGCUUCGCCUGGUCGCCCGUUCCCGGCGGGCUGAACGCCAGCGGGCCCUGGCAACGCGUCUCCGCGUCGAUGCAGGCCAGCCUCCUCGCAGCGGCCCGGCAGCACGCGCCCGUGCGCGCGCCCCUGCUGCCUCCGCUGUCGCUCGGGCCCGCGAGCGCGUCGCGCGUCGGCGUGGCGCUGCAGAUCGCCGCCGGCGCCAGCGCGGGCGAGAGCCUCCCUUUGCAGGAAGUGGUCCGCCGCAUGGAGUCGGCCGGCAUCCCGCUGAACGCCGAGGAGCAGCAGGUGCUCGCCAGCUCCCUGGCGAUCGGGCGCGGGCUCUGCUGA
Messenger RNA from Prorocentrum cordatum, 1605 nucleotides. NCBI's taxonomy places the organism in Eukaryota, Dinophyceae, Prorocentrales, Prorocentraceae. The record is from the annotation of a GenBank genome assembly.